GCAGUCGGCGUCGAUGUGGAAGCCGUCGGGGUCCAUCGUGGGCAAGACGCAGGGGCUGGACGACCUGCCUCUGGCGCUGCAGCAGGACAUCAAUGAUUUCCUGCACUUUGCCCAGAACCGCAAGCAGCAGAAGCUCGUGCCACGCAUCAACAAGGUCGACUUCGCCAAGGCGAUGCCAGAGUCGGACUACGCCGUGUGCUUGCAGCUCCAAGUGCUCACAAAGGAGUACCAAGAGGGCUGGCCCAUCUCGGCCAUGACGACGUCGAUUGCUAACAUGUCGCUCUCGUCGAUGUCGAUGGACCGCGGCAAGUUUAGCAUCGCGGUGCGGAUACCAAAGGCGUACCCUGCGCAGUCGCCCGACAUCUCGUGUGUCACGGGCGGUGAAAAUGUACCGGUGGAGCUCAAGCAAGGCGCGACCUUUGUUCUACCAUGGCUCCAGAAUGGAUGGCCGACCGACUACUCGCUCGUCAACUUUGCCGAAGACCUCUGCAAAGCGCUCGAGGCGCCCGAUAAGAUUCCCACGACGAGCUUCAUCGCCGAGCAGCAAAAGGUGUUUCCGCUGCACAUGGGGCCGGAACACUCGACGCGAACGCCGCCAACCGAGCUACACAAAGAGCAUUCGUCCAAGGAGGCGGCACCUGCCAAUGCAGAUCUCCUCCUCUUCCCCGACCUAUAUGCACCGCCCGAGCAGAAGAAGACCAACCCGUUCGGCACGGCCGAACGCCCGACGCAGUCUCCGCACACGUCGCAGAAACGACACAGCCCACCGCCGUCGAGCCUGCCGGCGCCGCUGCUGGACGCUCGCGCCGUGCCGACGCAAGAUCUGCUCGACCUGCCGCAUGCGCCACCAGGUCGACUGAGUCCGCGCGGAAGCACGUUGUCGCCGCGGACCCCGUCGUUCGAGAACGGGUAUCGCAGCAACGAGUGUUAUAUCAAGUGCAAGUGGAACGGAGAGGCGCGCCGGUUUGCUUUCGACCGAAGUCUGAGCUUUGCGCAGCUUCAGGAGUCGAUCCGCCGCCUCUUCCAGAUCCCGUCGAGCACGACCCUGACGCUUUUGUACCACGACAGCGACGGCGACAAGUGCUUGCUCUCGUCGGACGAGGAGCUGCGCGCCGCGCUCUCACACUUUCCCGAGACGCUAGUGCUCCACGUUGACAGCAAGAGCGACGAAGCGACUGUCGCCAAGUCCGAAGCCGCGGUAGCUGCCAAGGCGCCCGCACCCAAGACCGACGAGACAACGUUGCGAGAAAUCAAAAUCGAGGACGUCAAACUGGAGAAAUGCAUCGGUGUCGGCUCCAGCUGCAAGGUGUACAAGGCCAUGUGGCGGGGCACUGAAGUGGCCAUUAAAAAGUUUUCGUCGCUGAACGCCGAACAAGUCAACAAGGAGUUCAAGCAUGAAGUGACCAUGAUGACGCACCUCGGGUGCCACCCGUGCAUCGUACUGCUGCUCGCCGUGUGCACGACGCCGCGUAGUAUCAUCUUUGAGUACCUUCCGUUCUCGCUCUUCGAGCAAAUCAACGGGUCCCAAGACCCGACCAAGAAAAUUCCACCGUUCCCCAACACGUGGCAAAAGCGGCUGCAGAUGAUCAUGGACGUGGCGCGCGGCCUCCAAUUUCUGCAUUCGUUCAACAUUGUGCACCGCGACCUCAAGUCUCUGAACCUCCUCAUCACGGACGAAGGGCGGGUCAAGCUCGCAGACUUUGGCAUCGCCAAGGUAGCGCUCGAGAACGAAUUUAUGACGCGCUGUUGCGGCACGUACCAGUGGAUGGCCCCCGAGGUUAUUGUGUCGCAGACGUACUCUGUGAGCGCCGACAUUUACAGCUUUGGCAUCGUCAUGUGGGAGAUCUGCGAGGCGUCGGUCCCGUUCGCAGACACGCCGGCGGCACUUGUCGCCAUGGCCGUCAUCCAAGAAAACAAGCGACCGACCAUGUCGGCCAACAUCCCGACGCCGCUCAAGGACCUCAUCACCAGCUGCUGGGACAAGGAGGCGUCCGUGCGCCCGGACGCCGCGACCAUCGUUUCUGUCCUGACCAACUUUCUGCAAGCGAGCCAAGCCACGGCGUCCGGCUAAAUGCAAUAAUUCAACACGUC
Molecule: messenger RNA, 2091 nt
Organism: Saprolegnia parasitica CBS 223.65
Lineage: Eukaryota; Oomycota; Saprolegniomycetes; Saprolegniales; Saprolegniaceae
Product: TKL protein kinase
Exons: 18
Coding region: 14-2071 (685 amino acids)
Biological process (GO): protein phosphorylation
Molecular function (GO): protein kinase activity; protein binding; ATP binding
Source: RefSeq, a predicted model, not a curated record